Cheilinus undulatus (humphead wrasse) is the source of this 1043-nucleotide messenger RNA. RefSeq names its product mitochondrial ribosomal protein L46 (gene mrpl46). Gene Ontology annotation, cellular component: mitochondrial large ribosomal subunit. The record is from RefSeq and is a predicted model, not a curated record. The coding region runs from base 1 to 891 and encodes 296 amino acids. The transcript has 4 exons. NCBI's taxonomy places the organism in Eukaryota, Metazoa, Chordata, Actinopteri, Labriformes, Labridae. Gene Ontology annotation, molecular function: structural constituent of ribosome.
AUGCAGCAGAAGAAGAUGGCUGCGCCCUGUAAAAGGAUGGCGAGUCGGUGUGUCUUACAGUUUCUGUCCGGUUUUAGUAGGACAGCGGUGGGAAACGCUGGGGUUCGUCUAUUUUCUAGCACUUCUGCCUGUCGGGUGGCUCUGCAGGCUAAAGCUGUGCCGGGAAACGUGACUUCUCCGUGGACUCUGAUGGCGGCGGUGUGUCUGCAGAGACUCCCGGUCAUCACAGCGGACUACAGCCCGAUAGAGCAGCAGUUCAAAGAGCUCAUGGAUCAGAUGGAAUUUGAGAAAAGUAUGCUGUCAGACCACGAGCUGCGUCUGCUGGAGGAUGCAGAGAGAUUGAGUCGGAGGCAGGCGGAGGACUACGACUCAGAUGAAGAGGACAGCCAUAAAGAACAGGACAUCAUGAUGACUCAGGACCUGGAGGACUCCUGGGAGCAGAGGCUGAAAGACUUUCAGCCAGCAGAGAGGGUCAACGCUGAUGCAGAUAAGGACCUGACCUCGUUGGAGCGCUGCCUGGCCGACUCACUGCUCCUCCUGGCCGAGCAGCAGGUCGGGGGUGAGAAGAUGUGGCUGCUGCCUCAGACUCAGUGGCAGAAAGGAGAAACGCUGCGACAGACAGCCGAGAGAGCCCUUGCUUCACUGCCAGCAGCUGCUUUCAAGGCCACUUUCCUGGGAAAUGCCCCCUGCGGUGUCUACAAGUACAAACUGCCCAAAGCGGCUCGGACAGAGAGCAACGUGGGAACAAAGGUGUUCUUCUUCAAAGCCAUUCUGUCAGACGGCGGUCCCCCUGCUGCUCCCAACGCUUCUCUACUAUGGGUAAAGAAAGACGAACUGCAGCGCUAUCUGAAACCAGCGUACAUGAUGAAGGUCGAACACUUCCUCGUCUGAGUGUGACAUCCAAACACACAGCAGAGACGCUGACUCGCAGAAUGAUAUUUAUGAGGUCUAAGUAGACGCCCUUGUUGCUUUUCUGUCAUCAUCAAAUGUUCUUUCAUUCAUUAUAUAUGGUUCAAUGUAUAAAUAAAAGUUCUUUUUCCAUA